GACAGCCGCAGAGCAUGUUGGGAAAUGUCGUUUAAACGGCUUCUCCGGCUCCGGUUUUCUUCUUCUUCGCCUCCCGGAGACUCUCGCGCGUGAUGAGGGGGCGUGGUCCGUUCGCUCUUGAUCGAACUGCAGCAGCUUCCGCUCUCUCUCUGGCGUCACACAUGUAACACAACAUGGCCCCUGCCAGCCGGUCUGUUGUUGUGGUCGCGCUCUCACUACUGUACCUGAGCCAGACAAUCUCCUCCUCCGAGUAUUUCUCCACCCUCACUUUGUUCAACAAUGAGCUCCACAAGCAGGGAUGCAGCUCGCUGUCCGAGUGGGAAGAGUACGCGGCUGACUGCGAGUCCUCCAUUUUACAGUUGGAAGACCCAGACUGUGAGGAGGGAAGCAACCCACCCUGCGAGUCGGUCUUCUCACUUAACGCAGAGAAGAUCCUGAACCAGGCCAAGUUGUUUAUAGAACAGAAAAAAAUCCCCUUUCCUGUAGAUAACCCCAACACAAACGAAGAACUCGCUAUAGGCUACGUUCUGAUAGGCAACGGCCUUUAUGACGAAGCCAUCAAACACUUCUCACUCUUAUUACAGGGCGACCCAGAGCUGGUCAGUGCCAUCUAUGGGAGAGGGAUAGCUUAUGGGAAGAAAAGUCUCCAGGACAUAAAGAAUGCUGACUUGGCGUUGUACGAGCUCAACAGAGUCAUCACCCUGGAGCCUAACUGGCCAGAGGUCUACGAACAGAGAGCAGAGAUCCUGUCUCCUCUGGGCCGUAUCAGUGAGGCUCUGGGUGAUCUGACCAAAGCCAUCCAGCUGCAGCCCUCAGCCCGUCUCUACAGGCACAGAGGAACGCUGCUCUUCAUUUCAGAGGACUAUGUGGCAGCUAUGGAAGAUUUCCAGCAGUCUUUAGAGCUGAAGAAGAAUCAGCCCAUCGCCAUGCUGUAUAAAGGCCUCACCUUCUUCCACAGAGGAAUGCUCAAGGAAGCCAUAGAGACAUUCAAAGAGGCACUGAAGUUGAAGUCUGACUUCAUAGAUGCCUAUAAGAGCCUUGGACAGGCCUACAGAGAGCUGGGGGAUUUUGAGUCUGCGAUGGAGAGCUUCCAGAAAGCCCUCAUGUUGAACCAGAACCACAUCCAGUCUCUCCAGCUUCGAGGCAUGAUGCUGUACCACCACGGUUCGCUGCAGGAAGCCAUAGGCAACUUCAAGAGAUGUCUUCAGUUGGAGCCCUACAACGAGGUGUGUCAGUACAUGAAGGGGCUGAGUCACGUGGCGAUGGGACAGUUCUACGAGGGCAUCAAAGCUCAGACUAAAGUCAUGUUGAACGACCCUCUGCUGGGGCAGAAGGCCAGCUCCGAAUACCUCAAAGUUAAAUACCUCAGAGAGUACUCUCGCUACCUGCACUCCCACCUUGACAUCCUAGUAGCCGAGUACAACGUGGACCAGGACUUACCUGGGAACUUCAAGAACCACUGGGCCAAGAACCUGCCUUUUCUAAUAGAAGACUAUGAAGAACAGCCCGGCCUACAGCCCCAUAUCAAGGACGUGCUGCCGCAGAACUUCGACAGCUACAGCAGUGAAGUUCAAAAGCUGAUCUGCUCAGCCGACCACCUGGGGGCGCUAAUGCAGUACGACACUCCUGGCUUCUUACCCAACAGGAGAAUACACAGAGCCAUGGGUUUAGCAACCCUGGAGGUGAUGCAGGCCAUGCAUCGAACAUGGAGCAACUCCAAAGUGCGAGUCAACGGCAAGACCAGGCAAAUGCAGUGGAGGGACAUGUUCGAUAUAGCUGUCAAAUGGAGGAGGAUCGCGGAUCCAGACCAGCCAGUUCUGUGGUUGGACCAGAUGCCUGCCAGGAGCCUCAGUCGAGGCUUCAACAAUCACAUAAAUCUUAUCAGGGGACAGAUUAUCAACAUCAGGUACCUGGCGUACUUUGACAACAUCCUCGACUUUAUCAAAGACAGAAUACUGGUGUACCACGGAGCGUACAACCCCAGAGGACUCUUAGAGGUCCGUCAAGCUCUUGAAAAUGUGAAUAAAGUAGAAGACCUGCUUCCUAUAAUGAAGCAGUUCAAUAGUAAAACCAGAGAUGGCUUCACGGUCAACUCCAAGGUGCCGAGCGUGAAGGAUCCUGGGAAAGAGUACGAUGGUUUCACCAUCACGAUCACUGGAGACAGGGUGGGCAACAUGUUGUUCUCAGUAGAGACUCAGACCACAGAGGAGCGGACGCAGCAGUACCAGUCAGAGAUAGAGUCCAUCUACAAAGACCUCACCGCCAAGGGGAAGACAUUAAUGCUGUCCACUGAACUAGGGGAUGCAGAUGCCGUGUGUAACCUAAUCCUCUCAUUGGUGUAUUACUUCUGCAACCUCAUGCCCCUCUCCAGAGGAUCCAGUGUGGUGGCCUACUCGGUCGUGAUGGGGGCGCUGAUGGCCAGUGGGAAAGAGGUCAUCGGCAGGAUCCCGAAAGGAAAGCUGGUGGACUUUGAGGCCAUGACCACACCCAGUCCAGACAGCUUCAGUAAAACGGCAAAGAACUGGAUGAACCUCAAGAGUUUACCGAGUUGGUACCAGAGUCUUCCGUCUGUCGCGGAGAGCUUCCCGUCCACCAGAACGAUGAUCGAGGUUCUCAACACAGACUCGUCUUCGCACUGUCCAAAGAAGUCCUAACGCGACUUCUACACGGGAGAGAAUUCGGUUUAAUUAUUGAGUCUUAAUUAAUAAUGCUUCUUCACUGGGCUGAACAAAAAGGGGCCGUCGGCGUCUGCCCCCCAAAACAAACUGGAUCCAGUUCUCCAGAAGCCUCUUGGCUUUACCGGUAAUUGUUUACAUUUUUAAUUGGAUAGAAUUUGGCCAUAUUGAUACAAAUUCUAAACAUUAUUUUAAAGAGGCUUUGUGAGGAGUCUUUUGUUUUCGUUUUGGGGAAAGCCACAAUGAAUCUUAUUUUGCCGUUCUCUGUCAUCCUCCGCCAUCAUUAAGUUCAUAAAAGUUAUAAUUCUUCCACCACCUCUACUGGAUGCUUGUUGUCACAAAACGUGAAGUUUGACUUCAGCUAGCAGUAUUAUAAUUAUUAGGAAAAGAUAAUUUGCCAAUACUUAAGCACCGCGACAAACAAAACAACACAUUUCACCUGAUAAAGAAAACAGUAAUUUGACGUCUUUAGAACCCGGAAGUUGCUCAUCGGUAAGUUAGUUUUUAGGUUCUUAAGGGUUCUUAUGUGACUUUGGUGAACCUGAUCCAAUUUUUUAAAACACCAAAGAUUAUUUGCAUGCGAUGGAUAGACAAUAAUAGAUAAUAUUUAUUACAUUUAUUUCAGAAUGUGGCCACCCAACUGCAGCAGUCAACUGUCAACAUCCAGGCAGAUCUUUAUUUUUAUUUGCCAGUUCUCAAUUAGUUUUAUAUUAGAAUUUCACUUCACAGAACACAUUUAGUCCAUGUUCAUUAAGUUCAAUAUUGAAUCAGACUUUUGUUCAAGUACGAUAAAAAAGAAAAAGAAUUGGUGCGACACUUCCUUCCACACUGCAGCUGUUUGGAGAAGAUGACGGAGAACAACGGUAUCACAGUUUGGGAUGCAGAAGCGAUUCUGUCCCCUCUCUCUUUUUCUCUGCUUCAUCGGCAAACCCCAAAGCACACAGUCCUCAAUGUCAUGAGCCGUCAGGAUGAACAAUCAUAUGAUGCAUCCGCCUGGUUAAAUCUGUAGCUUCAGAUUACCCGGAACUUUGACUUGGAUGCUACUUUGUUGUCUGGUAUCGAAAACCAAUUUUGUUUAAUAUUCAAGUUUAGUAAUUGGCACUUUAAAACUUGUUUUUUAAUCACUGCUGCACACACCUAAAACACACACACACACACACACACACACAGUCGAGCCUAGCCUAGCCUAGCCUAUCAGCAGAGAAGGAGUGUCGGGACAUUUUGGAAACCUUUUGAAUUCCCCUCUGGAUAUUUGAAGCAGUCUCUUUUUAUUUAGUUGUCUCGACACUUGCAGUAAGUGUCACUUCCUCUUAUCGGGUCUAUUGAACUCUCUUCGGCCAUUAAAGGGUCGGUAUUGAGACGGGUUGGCUGCUGAAGUAUCAACGCAACAGUCAGAGACUUUUAGAGAUUUUUCAGAGAGCCACUUGUUCUUUUUGUGACGUAAAGUCCUCAAAAAGAGUCUUCAGUGAGUUGAUUAUUUGAUCAACAGAAAACAGUCAGAUGAAAGAUUGAUUAUUUGAGUGACUGAUCAAGCACAAAUAUCAAACAUGUUCUGUUUGUCCUAAUUUUUCUGUAUUUUAUAAAUUGAAUACAUUUGGGCCCAAAAAAACUUGGACCAGGUUAAGAAAAAAAUAUAUAUAUAAAUUAUUUAUUUCUGUGGAAUUGAUGACUCGUAAGUUUAUGAAAACGAAUAUUUUAUAGAUUGAGUUAUACAAUUUGAAUAAUUAAUUUGUAAUGAAAAUGAACAAGUUGCAGCCCUAGCUUCAUGUUCUGAUCUAGCUCUGUACUGUGGCGGAGACGCUUUAUAAAUAUGCAUAAUAAGAUGCAUUCGCUGACAUGUUGCAUAUCAAAGUGAAUAAAGAAAAAGUAAAGGCAGCCUUGUUGUCAUAUAGUAGUGGGGAAAGUAGACAUUUUAUUUUCAAGUAAAUACAAAGAACGGAGACUUCUGAAUGUUCUCUGACCUCUCUGACAGUUGGGUCUUGUUGAGGGUGAAUCGUAGAGGAGGUAGAAGCCACACACUGGUAUCGUCUUCCUGUCAUUCCUUUCGCCAUUUGUGUCUCACACACAUCUCUGGGGUUAUUCUUUGGAUUAAUAAGCUGGUGAGAGCUGUCCUUACUGGUUCUCGCUCUGGGAGAUAAGAUCUCAUACACCUCCAAAUGUCUUUAAUCAUCAGUGCAUCUAUAUCCAGUUGAUUUUGCAUGGCCACAUUUCCGUCUUGUCGAGCUGACAACCAGGUCGGACGAAAACACGAAGAAAGAGGUUUCCCAAAUCCUCAGACAUUUAAUUGGCAGUGAAUCUGAAAGUGUUGUCGAAGGUGUUUAUCGUUCGGUCGUCUCUGUGGUGAAAGUUCAUUAGUUUAAAAAGUGUGAGUCUGGCGACGCAAAAUUAAUGACUCGUUUAAGGGAAAUAGCGCGCACACAUUAUUUAAGAAAAUGUUGUUUUCGUAUUUCAAGAUAAAAUGGCGUAUUCCUGCAAGGGAGAUUAUUAGAUUAAUAUGAAUGAAAUGUGACGUUUACAACCUUAUGAAACAAAAAUACUUGAUUGAUAUUGAGGCUAGAUUAGCCUGUGUUUUCUUUGUAUGACUCAUGCAAGCACAAGGAGGAAACCGGCUAAGUAGGUGAUUCCCCUGGGACGAUAUCCGAGUCUUCUGAACAAAUUUCAGACGUUUUUCUUCCCCUCUAAUUAGAAUUUUGAUGAAAAAGAUGCCUUGAAUGCUAAAGUAUCGUCACUGACGGCUAUCUCAACGCUGCAGUAGUUCUUAAUUGAAUGUCCUUUUUUUAUAUAUACUGAUAUCCACAAAGUAAGAACAAAUUGAUCUGUUCAAUGGCAUAUCUGAUUUAUUUCCUGCAUUACUGGCAGUCUGCUUUCUGCCACUCCUCGUUCAUAUCAGUGAUUGUGCCGACUGGCUGUCGUUUCCUUUUCUUUUUCUUUGUUUGCACUGUUGACCCAGUCAUUAAGUGCUAUGAUGGGAUCUUAAAGCUUGAAACUUGAAGGAGGGAUUUCUUUUUUUUUUAUUAAAUGAGUGACUGAAUGUUCAGCAGUCAAUAAAACUGGUUGACAAUUUGAA
Molecule: messenger RNA, 5742 nt
Organism: Cyclopterus lumpus (lumpfish)
Lineage: Eukaryota; Metazoa; Chordata; Actinopteri; Perciformes; Cyclopteridae
Gene: ttc13
Product: tetratricopeptide repeat domain 13
Exons: 23
Coding region: 174-2654 (826 amino acids)
Molecular function (GO): protein binding
Source: RefSeq, a predicted model, not a curated record